ACUUCUUUUCUCUUCACCAAUCUCUGACACAUAAUUACAUUGUCCUCACUUCUUUUAAAAGCAUUGUAGAAGUACAAUUAAUCAAUUUUUUAAAUAUGAGUGAGACUCAGUAGGAGACCAAGACCGGUGAAGAAAACAAAGAAAAAAAGAUGAGCAUCAGUGCAGGGAAGUUGGUGUGUGUGACUGGUGCUUCUGGCUAUAUUGCUUCAUGGAUUGUAAAGAGUCUUCUCCAACGUGGUUACACUGUUAGAGCCACUGUUCGUGACCCCAGUAAUUCCAAGAAGGUUGAGCACUUGGUUAAACUUGAUGGUGCAAAAGAAAGGUUGCAUCUGUUUAAAGCAGAUCUAUUGGAAGAAGGUUCCUUUGACUCUGUUGUUGAUGGCUGUGAUGGUGUCUUUCAUACUGCUUCACCUGUUCGUGGUGCUGUCAAAGAUCCACAGGUUGAAUUGAUUGAUCCAGCAGUGAAGGGAACUCUUAAUGUUCUUAAAUCAUGCGCGAAAUCACCGACUGUGAAACGAGUUGUCUUAACUUCUUCUGUUGCUGCAGUUAUAUUUAGUGGAAGGCCUUUAAGUCCAGAAGUAGUGGUUGAUGAGACAUGGUUUUCAGAUCCAGAUAUCUGUAGGGAAUUAAAGAGGUGGUACUCACUUUCAAAGACUUUGGCUGAGGAUGCUGCCUGGAAAUUUGUAAAAGAAAACAAAAUUGACAUGGUUGUUAUUAACCCUUGCAUGGUGGCAGGACCUCUCUUACCACCAGAGGUUAAUUAUAGUGUUGAGCCAAUUUUAAACCUAAUUAAUGGUUUCCCAUUUCCAAAUUUUUCUAUGGGAUGGGUCAAUGUGAAAGAUGUUGCUAAAGCACAUAUUCAAGCAUAUGAGAUUGCUUCAGCUAGUGGAAGAUAUUGUUUAAUUGAGAGAGUGGUACACUACUCUGAAAUUGCAAGGAUUUUAGGUGAUCUGUACCCAACAUUACAAAUUUCAAACAAGUGUGAGGAUGAUGGGCCGUACACACCAACAUAUCAAUAUUCUCAAGAAAAGGUUAAGAGCUUAGGAAUUGAGUUCACUCCUUUGGAAAUAAGUAUCAAGGAAACCGUUGAAAGUUUUAGAGAAAAGAAGAUUGUCAAAUUUUGAUCUAAGUUAUCCGCUUGAUGAAUAAAUUCAUGAUAAAAUAUCAUGACAACUUUUAAUUCUCA
Molecule: messenger RNA, 1186 nt
Organism: Lotus japonicus
Lineage: Eukaryota; Viridiplantae; Streptophyta; Magnoliopsida; Fabales; Fabaceae
Product: phenylacetaldehyde reductase-like
Exons: 6
Coding region: 150-1124 (324 amino acids)
Molecular function (GO): oxidoreductase activity, acting on the CH-OH group of donors, NAD or NADP as acceptor
Source: RefSeq, a predicted model, not a curated record